Messenger RNA from Ostrea edulis (European flat oyster), 2632 nucleotides. Its product is annotated as THO complex subunit 5 homolog. Gene Ontology annotation, molecular function: mRNA binding. Gene Ontology annotation, biological process: mRNA export from nucleus; positive regulation of DNA-templated transcription, elongation. The transcript has 18 exons. Lineage: Eukaryota; Metazoa; Mollusca; Bivalvia; Ostreida; Ostreidae. Gene Ontology annotation, cellular component: THO complex part of transcription export complex. The record is from RefSeq and is a predicted model, not a curated record. Bases 562 to 2412 code for a protein of 616 amino acids.
CAUAGUUCGAAUUUCCUCAGUUCGGAAUUAAAUAUCUUUGAUAUAAAUGUAUAAGAAAAUAUCUUGUAAAUUAUAUGUUCUUCGUAGGUUUUACAUAUGAUUUUGUAUCAUUUAUAAUAAUUAAACUUCAUUCUGCUUUCUUUUCAUCGGACAAAUUAUGGUCGGGCCCUGUGCUUGAGUCGACUCGGUACUCGUCGCGUCUCGUGUACAGACAGCGAACCACUACAUCCAUCCGCGAAUGCGGAUUGCCCUCUUCAUAGCUUCUCUCAUGUACGCAAUUGCAUCUAGUUCGCCAAUACCAAAAUGACUGUAAUUGUGUAUUUGCCUUGUUUCAAGUAAUUAUCAUCAUCCAGAUUGAAUAGUUUACAGCUAAGACAGAUGGUUGUCAGAAAACAAGAUAAAUUUCAGUCACUUGGAGCUAUUACGGACUUCAUUUUAUGAAAUGGGGAGUCCAAGAUAUCCUCCAGCCUAUUUUAUUCUGAGGAAACUGAGGUAGAAGCAAGGGCACCGGAGAAAGAUGUGGAGAUUUUCAAGUCCACAUGUUCUGAUAUUCGAGAGACCAUGCUUGACAUUAAAUCACUUAAAGAUAAAAAGGCCCCACUGGAUGAAAUCGACAAGAAAAGAGUCAGUGUUACAGUGGACUUUAUAAAUCUGAAAAAACUAAAUCGGCUGGCUCACAUGCGCUGCAAGAAAGUCAGGGAACAUACAAAUGAGGCCAAACAAAGGAUUGACCAGUACCACCUUCAGCUACAGAACCUCCUGUAUGAGACUAUGCACCUAGAGAAAGAGAUUACUAAGUGUUUGGAAUUCAAAUCAAAAGAUGAAGAAAUCGAGCUUGUGACUUUGAAGGAAUUUUAUGAUGCUGCCCCAGCUGACAUCUCCCGGCCCGAAUCAACAAAAACUGAUCCACAUCAGCAGAGAUUGGCUAGACUGGGCUGGGAGUUAGAGCAGAGAAAACAACUUGCCAAGAAAUUGAAAGAUUCAAAACAAAGCAAAGAAGGACUUGCUCAAGAAAUAAAAAACAAACAAGAAUAUUUAGAAAAUCUACAGCCCAAACUGAAAACUGUUUUGGAGGCCACUAAGCCUGUCCAGGAGUACUUGGACAUGCCAUUUGACCAGAUCAGAGAACAACAGGAGACUGCCCGGCACCUCCCCCCUGCUCUCUAUGUUCUCUACAUGCAAAUUUCAGCGUACAGACAAGCUUGUGACAAAGGCCUUCAAAUCAGCAUCAUUGGAGACCUACAGGCUGCAAAAGCCAUCAAAUCAAGUGCAAAGGUUGUGGAGGAGGACAGCGACUCUGAUCAGGAGGACCAGGAGCAUGCCAAGAAAUCCAAAAGAAGAAGGAAGACAGUGGAUAGUCGUGUUCAAGAACGCAAACAGCGAGCUCUCAAAAAGCACCCCCUGACGGUCAAACUAGACAUCAACUGUAAAGAUGGGAAUAGUUUACAUUUAACCUUCCACUUCCUGCUGACCCUGGAGAUCAUCACCGUUAACGUCAGCCUCAGUUUGGCGGAGAGUAACGCCUCCUCUGUGUCUGGGAGUGAUCUCCUAGCACCAGAGUCCAUUCUAACAGAUCUUUACCCUGGUGACCAUGGCAACACCUCCCCUAACCCAGCCAAUCACUAUGAGCUCCGGAAAUUAGGUCUAAAGGAUUUCACCAGCUACAUCUCAGAAGUUGGUUGGCCAUAUCUAUGGGCCCAGUGGCUGGGGGGCCUGCAGUUCUUGGAGAACAAUGCUGUAAACACUCCAGAUGAGAAUGUCAGCUUUGCUCACAUGCAGGAGACAAUUCGACGACUGAAACACAGAGUCAGAUCAAGACUGUGUUUGAUGAAGCAGACAGCAGCAUUUGAGACCGGUAAUGUGGUGGUGAAUCCUGAAUACCAAGGAUUGUUCCCCAGUAAGAUUGUGUCUCGUCUGACGUCAUGGAAACGCUCCACAUUUGAAGACUUCUCAUCACUGCCCAACACACAGACACUUGUAGCAGACGAUAUAGUGGAGAAGUCAGACAUCUUCUUCACAGCUGUCAUUGAAAGGGGAUCAGCUAAGAUGACAGCCCAGGUUGUAAUGACCCAUGACUACCCUAAGGUGGCUCCAAUGUUCGCUGUGUCUGUGUUAUGGCAGCAUGAGAGAUCCGCAGUCAAUGAUGAACACGUAAAAGAAAUGGAGGAAGAGGUGAAUGUUCACCAUGAGGAGCUUAUGAAGUCUAAGUCAUGUGACACAAUUCUGUCCAAUCAGAUGCAGCGACUGUUGAUGUGCUUUGACAUAUAUUUGGAGACAGAGGCAGCUGGGUCGGAGGAGGAAGGUCCACGGGAAAUCUCCAAGGAGAAAAUAUACAACAGAAUGCUGAGAGGACCAAGCAGAAGCAAGCCAUUCCAAUACUGUCCAGAUAUUGGCAUCUUUACACACAGAUGAAAAUUUCAAAAAUACUAGCACCUCCCAUAGAAUUAUUUACAUAAAUCUUCAUGUUCAAAGUCAUGAUACUAGUAUCUAAAAUGACCUUGUGGAAAAAAAAUUAAUGUUUAAAUGUGUCACAUUUCUCUCUAUAUAUUUCAAGACAAUAUUUGAAUGUGUUGUUAAAUCUUUUUAUUGAAUGCAUACAAAUAAAUCAUAUGAAGGAAAGAAUUUAACAAAA